Messenger RNA from Cucurbita moschata (crookneck pumpkin), 1183 nucleotides. RefSeq lists its product as uncharacterized. The transcript has 5 exons. The coding region runs from base 286 to 1065 and encodes 259 amino acids. The record is from RefSeq and is a predicted model, not a curated record. NCBI's taxonomy places the organism in Eukaryota, Viridiplantae, Streptophyta, Magnoliopsida, Cucurbitales, Cucurbitaceae.
ACAAAAUCGUGAACGGAAUAUUAUUGGCGGCACCAUAAUUGUGGACUCCCAAAUGGUGUGUUCUAAAAUUUGAAGAUUUCAUUUCCAGAAAAUGAUUCUUAAUGACGUUUAUUUUGAUUUUGUUCUUCAUUAAAUUAUGAAAAUCGAAAUGAAUUAGCUGUCUUUCGCCGUUUCCCCAAGUUCUGAAAUGGAUCGCCCGCAAUCGAUUGAAACGUAAAUUUUGGUGGGAGAUUUCAAUAUCUUCAUCUUUUCGCUGGGGGAGGGUUUUGUCUUUGUAGCCACAAAAUGAGGAAGAAAUCUCUGGCGGCAAAAUCUGGGGGAAAUGCCGAAUUGAGCACAGAAGCAGCACACGAAAGCGCAAUGACGACCUCUGAAAGACCAGAAGCUACCAGUCCAUCCUUGAAGAAAGUAAAAUCACCAUUAGCGAGUCGAAGUUCUUCGAAAAAGAAAAUGAAUGGGUUCUCUGUUCGUCGAUCCGAACGUAUACAAAAUUCUAUGCCUCAAAACCUCAAAAUACAGAGUGUCAUUGAAGAGAUUACUCUUAGUGAAAGUGAUGGAGACGAUGAGUUGCCUACCGACCAUGAGAAAAGUACGCCACCGGCCGACGAAGAGAAUUACUGGCCAGAGUUAAUGAUGGAGGGAAGGAAAUUUGAAGGGAAAAUUGACUAUAUUGUAAAACUGCUUGAAUCACAUGGCCAUACCUUAGACUCAAUAAAGACUGAGGUUAUCAAAAGAUCGUGCCCGACCGAAACGACGGUACCUACACCUGAUAUGAACUACAAGAGCUUGUAUAUAGUAUCCCAGAAGAAGAUUGAAGAACUAGCUGAAGAAAAUCAAGUGCUUACUCUAAAAUUGGAAAAGGCUCUUGGCUUAUUUGAAGCAUACAAGAACGGGAAUCGUGAUGCAUUUGAAAUGUUGGAGAAGUUGAAGGAUGUCAUUUUGAUCUCGAAUAGUUUGAAAGUGUCGGAAUCAACUCAAGCUACGUCUCGAGCAGAGCUCAACAAGGUUACGUCUCUCAAUGUUCGUCCUUCAAGCAAGAAGAAGAAGACGUCUAAACAAAAUUGAACUUGAAAAUGGUUAUAACUCUUCUUUCCUUUUGUCAACUUAAGGGUAUGCAGCUUUUGUUAGACCAUACAAUACAAUGCAUGGAAAUGUGAAUGAAAGAUCUUAGAUUUGAAACUCA